Molecule: messenger RNA, 1449 nt
Organism: Zymoseptoria tritici IPO323
Lineage: Eukaryota; Fungi; Ascomycota; Dothideomycetes; Mycosphaerellales; Mycosphaerellaceae
Product: COMPASS, Set1C complex protein
Exons: 1
Coding region: 1-1449 (482 amino acids)
Cellular component (GO): Set1C/COMPASS complex
Molecular function (GO): protein binding
Source: RefSeq, a predicted model, not a curated record
AUGAAUCUCCCUCUAGCGGAUCCGAUCCUCCUCGCACAGGACAUACCCGAGACUCUGACCGCGCGACUGCGGUCUUCCGGUCAGGCAGUAUGCAUGCGGUUCUCCCACCGCGGUGACCUGCUCGCUUCCGGUACGGCCAAAGGAACGAUCGCGAUCUUUGACCUCGAAACGAACGGAGUCGCGCGUAAAUUGAGAGGUCACACAGCUGGACGCACAGUACAGUCGCUGUCAUGGGAGAAGAGCGGCCGAUAUCUGCUCAGUAGCAGCGUAGAUUGGAAGGUCAUACUAUGGGAUCUCAACGAUGGCAGUCGGUUGCGGACCAUCAAUCUGGGUGCGCCGGUGUACAUUGCGGAGCUACAUCCGUCAAACUUCAAAAUGUGCGUGGCCGCAUUGUAUGAGUACAGGCCAGUGCUGGCCGACUUCACGAACGCCGCGAACGUCAAGCAGAUGGCUCUACCCAAUUUGCCCAAGCGUGCACCACACGAGGAGAGCGGCGAGAAGGCCGACGCGAAGCACUUUACAACAGUCGCAGCCUUUACACCUACUGGCUCGCACAUCAUCACUGGUACGACCAAGGGCUGGUUGAACGUGAUCAGCACGACGACGCAGCAAACAGUCUACAGCACGCGACUCUGCAGCAAACCAAUUCUCUUGAUUCGGUUGAGUGGCAGUGGCCGCGACCUGCUCGUUAACGCAUCCGACACAAUCAUCCGCACGAUCAAACUGCCUGAUCUCUCGAACCCGAAACUGCAGGACGAUGACAUUCAUCUGGAAGUCGAGCAUAAGUUUCAGGAUGUCGUCAAUCGUCUGUCAUGGAAUCACGUCGCCUUCAGUAGCAACGCCGACUAUGUUAUGGCGUCGACCUUGAUGAAUCACGACAUCUACAUCUGGGAGCGAGGUCAUGGAUCGUUGGUCAAGAUUCUGGAAGGGCCGAGAGAAGAGCUAGGUGCAGUGGAGUGGCAUCCAACUCGCCCAUUUGUGGCGGCGACUGGGGUUGAGAGUGGGAAAAUAUACCUCUGGUCGAUCAAUACCCCUCAGCGAUGGUCGGCGUUGGCACCUGAUUUCGUGGAAGUGGAAGAGAACGAGGAAUACAUCGAGAAGGAAGACGAAUUCGACAUUCACGACAUCACUGAGCUGCAGAAACGCCGACUGGACCAGGAGGACGAGGAGGUCGAUGUCCUCACUGUGGAUGCGCUGCAGCUGGAGAGAGAGGGCCGACUGGCCAAAGGAGGAGAUGCUAAAGAUGGCGAGGAAUUCCGCAUGCCUGUCUUGCUGGACAUGGGCGAGUCGGAUAGUGAGGAUGAGAUCGUGGCGAUCGGCACAGGGCAGUAUCGGAGGAAAAGCACUGCUCAAGCGGAUGAUAUGGACUUUGGAGACGAAGAGGACGAUAUCGAAGGCGAGAUUGAGACGAACGGUCAUGUUGGUACGAAGCGACGACGUGGAGAUUGA